Neltuma alba is the source of this 1953-nucleotide messenger RNA. RefSeq names its product GDP-L-galactose phosphorylase 1-like. Lineage: Eukaryota; Viridiplantae; Streptophyta; Magnoliopsida; Fabales; Fabaceae. Gene Ontology annotation, biological process: glucose metabolic process. Gene Ontology annotation, cellular component: cytoplasm. The transcript is spliced from 5 exons. The record is from RefSeq and is a predicted model, not a curated record. The coding region runs from base 281 to 1516 and encodes 411 amino acids. Gene Ontology annotation, molecular function: GDP-D-glucose phosphorylase activity.
GCAUCAAACAAACGGAUUUCCCGCUGAAUUUUGUGAAAGAGAACUUCCAUUUGCUUGUGACUACGGCUUCAUUCCCCCACAACGCCAGCAGCGGCACCUUCAAGAGCUCCGAGACAGCGCAUUUUUUGUUUAAGCACACUUCCAACCCCUUCUUCCGCUCACUGUGGCCGGGGUUUUCUUCCUUCCGCCGGCGGCUCUCAUUCUGACCUCCUCCUUGUCGGUCGGGUUUUCUUUAGUUUUGGGUCUCUAUAUAUAUUAUCUGCGCCCUUUUGAUUUUAAGAUGACCAUCGAGGGGGUAGCCAUUGUCGAUUCCAAUUACCAGGAAGAUGAUUCGGAAAAGGGAUCCCUCGGUUGUGGCCGGCAUUGCCUCGGAAAGUGCUGCUUACCUGUCUCAAGGCUUCCUCUUUAUCUAUACAAGAAAGAUGGCAGUGUUCCCAUAGAAGCUGGGAUGGUGGAAUCCUCUGAGGAAGUUACUGAAAUAUCAUUCCUCCACAAUCUCUUGUUCGUAGAGUGGGAAAAUAGAAAGAACCGGGGGCUUUUCAGGCAUGAUGUUACCAUCAAUGAGACAAAGUCCAUUCCUGGGCAACAUGGAUUUAUUGUACAACUGAAUGAAGAGCGCCUCCUGAAAAAACGACCAACUGAGUUCCGAUUGGAUCAAGUUCUUCAGCCCUUUGAUGAUAAUAAGUUCAAUUUCACAAAAGUUGGGCAAGAAGAAGCACUCUUUCUGUUUGAGCAGAGCAGUGACCACAAGAGUCAUUUUGUUCCAAAUGCUCCGGUUGAGAAGAUAUCAACAUCUCCAAAUGUUGUUGCAAUAAAUGUGAGCCCACUUGAGUAUGGACAUGUCCUUCUCAUUCCCCGUAUCCUGGAUUGCUUGCCUCAGAGGAUUGACCAUGGCAGUUUCCUGCUUGCUAUGCAUAUGGCUAAAGAAGCUGUUGAUCCCUACUUUAGAGUGGGUUACAAUAGUUUGGGUGCUUUUGCCACCAUCAAUCAUCUACAUUUCCAGGCAUAUUACUUAGCAGCACCCUUGCCAGUUGAGAAAGUCCCUACAGAAAGGAUACCAGUAGAUGAGGGACUUCAUUCCCAAGGAAUCUGUGUAUCCCAACUCUUGAACUAUCCAGUCCGAGGACUAGUUUUUGAGGGUGGAACUUCUAUACGAGAUCUGUCUGAUGCCGUUGCUUGUAGGCUUGUUUUCCUUCAGAAUAAUAACGUCCCUUUCAAUGUUCUCAUCUCUGACUGUGGGAAGAGAGUAUUUCUAUUCUUUCAGUGUUUUGCUGAAAGGCGCGCACUGGGACAAGUGAGCCAGGGGAUCAUUGAUGCUCAGGUGAAUCCUGCUGUGUGGGAGAUCAGCGGACACUUGGUGCUCAAGAGAAGGGAGGACUUUGAAGCUGCUUCUGAAGCAUAUGUUUGCAGGCUUCUCUCUGAUGUUUCACUCUCAGAAGAAAGGUUCCAGCAGGUCAAGGCUUUCGUCAUAAACCUGAAAGUGGAAGCAUUAGAAUCAACCGAAGCUGAUAUGUAAUAAGAGAGUUACGUCAACAAUGGUGAACUGGUAUAGAACUAUGUCUAUGACACAACUGCUGGUGGAGUUGGUUAGCUCAACAGUGAAAAAAUGGCGUUCUGGACUUAAAAGAGUUUCUGGGGGAGAAACUCGUUGUUAUGAGUUUAGGUUAUGCAUAGUUAUAGUAAGUAGAGAUUUUUCUUUCGAUUAUCAGACUGAAAAUUCUUGACUCGCAAAUGGUAAAGGGGCAUAUCCCACCAAAGUGAAGGUGAUUGUGAGAAUAAUUUCUCCCUCUCCUCAUUUCAGUUGAAGUUAUACUGGAAAAUAAUGUCAAUGUCAAGCGAUAAAUUCUUUUUUUUUUUGGGCCAAACAAGUGAUUAGUUAUUCAGAAUUAUAAUAGAUAUUUUUUUUCUGUAAAUUGCAAGGUUUACAUGUGAAGUAAUUUUAGCUACUCAUUA